This is a messenger RNA of Rhipicephalus sanguineus (brown dog tick), 906 nucleotides long. RefSeq names its product putative deoxyribonuclease TATDN2. The record is from RefSeq and is a predicted model, not a curated record. Lineage: Eukaryota; Metazoa; Arthropoda; Arachnida; Ixodida; Ixodidae. Bases 1 to 906 code for a protein of 301 amino acids. The transcript has a single exon. Gene Ontology annotation, molecular function: hydrolase activity, acting on ester bonds.
AUGGCUCGGCCAGACUGGCGACGCGCGGUCGAGCCACUGGGCAUCAGGGAGUGGCCCUACACAACGGCGUCGGAGGCGGGCUUGAUCGACACUCACUGCCACCUGGACUUCGUCUUCACCAAGACCUGCCACACAAAGUCUUUCACGCACUUCCGCCUCGCUCAUCGCAACACUUUCCCGUACUGUUACGAAGGGUGCGUGGCCAACUUCAGCGAGCCCGAAACGUUCGAGCAGCGACGCCUCUGGAGGUCCGUGCUUUCGGACGAAGGUGUGUGGGGCGCGUUCGGUUGCCACCCACGCAGGGCUCGCGAUUACACCGACGACAUCGAGCGAUACCUCGUUCGUGCCCUGGAAGACCGCAGCGUGGUGGCCCUGGGCGAGAUCGGGCUCGACUACUCCAUGUCCGGAAACGACGCCGAGCCGGACUGGGAGAAGUUCAAGAAAACGCAGCAGGCGGUGUUCCGCAGGCAGCUCGCGUUGGCCAGGCGUCGACGGCUGCCCCUGGUGAUUCACUCGCGAGACGCGACUGCCGACACGAUCCGUAUUCUCAAGGAGAUGGUCCCGGCGGACUACCCGAUUCACCGGCACUGUUUCACGGGUGACUGGGACGAUGCCAAGUGCUGGCUGGACACGUUCCCGCGGCUCUGCCUGGGCAUCACGCCGUUGCUGGGUUUCCAGGGAGUCGAACCGCUGGUUGAGGCGGCGCAGAGGAUUCCGCUGGACCGUCUGCUGCUCGAGACGGACGCACCCUUCUUCCUGCCAAAGCGAGAAUCGAGGAGGCUCGCCUGCUCUCACCCUGGCAUGGUUAUCCACGUCGCUACUAAGAUGGCCGCUAUCCGCGACAUAUCUGUCGACGACGUCAUUAGCGCGGUCCGGGAGAACACGCGCCGCGUCUACGGCAUCUGA